Paramecium pentaurelia is the source of this 216-nucleotide messenger RNA. NCBI's taxonomy places the organism in Eukaryota, Ciliophora, Oligohymenophorea, Peniculida, Parameciidae. The record is from the annotation of a GenBank genome assembly.
AUGGGAACUUGUGCUGCUUAGAAAUAGAAAAAAUAAAGACAUGAUGGAGAAUUGUAAUAAGUAGUAGCUCAAGUUAGACUAUCUUAAGACUGUAGUGUAAUCUUGAAGCAAAGAGCAAGCUAAUCGUCUCAUUUAAAUCCUUUUAAAAAUCCAAUUCUCAGUAGAAGAUUGAAAGAGUUGCCUGCCUCACCAAACCCAUAGACUCAACCAGAAUGA